AUGGAGGGUGAGGAUCGCUUGUACCGACUAAAUGACGUCGCUCACGUGGCAGGAUAUAUCGACGAAGAGCCUAGUAGGGUUAUUAGCACCGUUAGGAGUCAGCAGAAUAUGCCCUUACAUGACCGGAUUAUACCGUAUCUAGAGACUGCCGGCUUGUAUCAUCUGGUUAGACUAAACAGUCAGUGGUUCUGGGUUGAUGAGUCUCUCCUUAGCGCAUUUAUUGAGCGGUGGCGUCCGGAGACCCACACGUUCCAUAUGCCGUUUGGUGAGUGCACCAUUACUUUACAGGAUGUUGCGUAUCAGCUGGGUUUGCCGAUUGAUGGUGUGCCCGUUAGUGGGUGCUUGAAUGAGUUUGAGAAUCUGAUGGAACACGGUAGACCAGCAUGGGUGUGGUUUCGGGAGUUAUUCGGGGAGUUACCUCCACGGAAUAAAAUCAAGCAGAUGACAGUGUGCUACACAUGGUUCCACGAGAGGUUCCGGGUUCUCCCUGCAGAUGCUACUGAUGAGACCGUGCGUGUAUACGCACGCGCUUAUAUCCUGAUGCUGUUGUCGUCUCAGCUGUUUGUGGACAAGAACGCAAACAGGGUUCACCUUCGCUGGUUGCCUUAUUUGGCAUCGUUGGACGACUUGGGCAGAUAUAGCUGGGGCUCCGCUGCACUGGCCUGGUUGUAUAGGUGUCUUUGUCGUGGAACAAACAGGAACGUCGUUAACUUGGCUGGGCCGCUACAGCUACUACAGUCUUGGAUUUUCUGGAGGUUUCCCACUCUGAGGCCCACUGGUUUUGACCGGUUCGGGUUUCCUCUGGCUUCCAGGUGGGCUGAGUUUGUGCCGAGGAACGAUGCAGGGGCACAGAGAUUACUUUCCGCACGCCUUGCACUGGAUCGCCUUCCACUGCCUUCUGCUUAG
Arachis ipaensis is the source of this 906-nucleotide messenger RNA. The record is from RefSeq and is a predicted model, not a curated record. Lineage: Eukaryota; Viridiplantae; Streptophyta; Magnoliopsida; Fabales; Fabaceae.